UUUCCUAAUACAGGACAGAGUGGUACAGACCUAGGAACAAGUAACUUGACUUGCAAUUUUAUCAAAGGAAAAUGUCGAAGUUGUAUUGUGUGUUUCUUUUCCUUGGACUUGCUGUAAGCUUGAGACAUGUCCGGGCUCUUUCACAAGAAGAGAUAGCCGCUAUCAAAACUGGCCUGCGACCGCUGAUAGCGGAGUGUGGUAAAGAGUUUGGUGUGGAUGAGGCAGACUUCAAAAAGGCAAAGGAGUCCGGUAAACUAGAAUCUCUAGACCCCUGCUUGUUUGCUUGCAUCGGAAAGAAAAUGGGAAUGAUCAACGAUAAAGGAGAAUUCGACGUUGAAAAGUCUUCGGAGACGGUCAAGAAGUUUGUUAAAAAUGAAGACGAACUGAAAAAGAUUUUAGAUGUAAUUGAAAAAUGUGCUUCAGUGAAUGAUGAAGCAGUAAGCGAUGAUAAAGGCUGUGACCGAGCUGUUCUUUUGCACAAAUGCAUGGAACCCUACAAAGAUCAGUUUGAUUUCUCCAUGUAAGGACGUUAAAGGAUGCCUGAUGAAGUAACAUUGGCCAACGACUACAACGGAUUUAGUAUUAUUUAUUUUGUUGUAAUUAUUGAGUAAUAAAAGCAUUAUAAAAAUAUAAA
This is a messenger RNA of Papilio machaon (common yellow swallowtail), 634 nucleotides long. RefSeq lists its product as uncharacterized. The transcript is spliced from 5 exons. NCBI's taxonomy places the organism in Eukaryota, Metazoa, Arthropoda, Insecta, Lepidoptera, Papilionidae. The coding region runs from base 72 to 524 and encodes 150 amino acids. The record is from RefSeq and is a predicted model, not a curated record. Gene Ontology annotation, molecular function: odorant binding.